Manihot esculenta (cassava) is the source of this 2401-nucleotide messenger RNA. RefSeq names its product CTP synthase. The transcript has 22 exons. Gene Ontology annotation, molecular function: CTP synthase activity; identical protein binding. The coding region runs from base 257 to 2056 and encodes 599 amino acids. Gene Ontology annotation, biological process: pyrimidine nucleobase biosynthetic process; CTP biosynthetic process. The record is from RefSeq and is a predicted model, not a curated record. NCBI's taxonomy places the organism in Eukaryota, Viridiplantae, Streptophyta, Magnoliopsida, Malpighiales, Euphorbiaceae.
UAAAUUUCUGUUGUCACCCAGCCUUCCCUUUCCCUUCAUCCCAAGUGUCCCAGUUUUUUUUCUUGCUUUACUGUGCCUUUCUUUCUGGUUCUUGCUACUCAGCAAGCUUUUCCUUUCAUGGAGUUUGCUCUCCUCUUCUUAUUUAGCCACUGAAACAGAUAAAACUUACCUUGCUUGUGGAGUUUCCUGCAUACCCACAAAGACUGCGACCGUCAAAUCUUCUUCUUUCGCUUCUUCAGGUGGUGUGAAUAAGGAAAUGAUGAAGAAAAUGAAGUACGUGUUGGUGACUGGAGGAGUAGUAAGCGGACUGGGCAAAGGAGUGACGGCUAGUAGUAUUGGGCUGCUGCUUAAGGCCUGUAAUCUUCGUGUUACUACCAUCAAAAUAGAUCCCUACUUAAACAGUGAUGCCGGAACAAUGUCACCGUUUGAACAUGGAGAAGUUUAUGUCUUAGAUGAUGGUGGAGAGGUGGACUUGGACCUUGGAAAUUAUGAACGUUUUCUAGAUAUCAAGUUGACAAGAGACAAUAAUAUCACCACUGGAAAAAUUUACCAGGCUGUUAUUGAAAAGGAAAGAAGGGGAGAUUAUCUGGGAAAGACUGUUCAGGUCGUUCCUCACAUUACUGAUGCUAUUCAAGAAUGGAUUGAACGCGCAGCAAUGAUACCGGUAGAUGGCCAGCCUGGUCCUGCUGAUGUUUGUGUCAUUGAAUUGGGUGGCACAAUAGGAGAUAUUGAGUCCAUGCCAUUUAUUGAGGCUCUAGGACAGUUCUCAUAUCGUGUGGGAGUUGGUAACUUUUGCUUGAUUCAUGUCAGCCUUGUACCUGUUUUAAAUGCUGUUGGUGAACAGAAAACAAAACCAACUCAGCAUAGUGUUCGUGGGCUGAGAGGUUUAGGAUUGGCGCCAAAUAUCUUAGCUUGUCGCAGCACAUUGGAACUUGAUGAGAAUGUGAAGAUGAAACUCUCUCAAUUUUGCCAUGUCCAGGCAGAAAAUAUCAUCACUCUCUACGAUGUUCCCAACAUUUGGCGCAUUCCUUUGCUUUUAAGAGAUCAGAAGGCUCAUGAAGCAAUUUUCAGAGUGCUGAAUCUUCAGGGUACUACAAGGGAGCCUAACUUAAAGGAGUGGACUUCUAGGGCUGAUAUAUGUGACAUGUUGCAUGAACCGGUCCGAAUUGCCAUGGUUGGGAAGUAUACUGGUCUUUCUGAUUCCUAUCUGUCUGUAAUAAAGGCUCUUUUGCAUGCAUCUGUUGCUCGCCGUAAGAAACUUGUAGUGGACUGGGUUCCAGCUUGUGACCUUGAGAAUGAAAUGGCAAAAGAGAAUCCUGAUGCUUACAAGGUUGCGUGGAAAUUGCUAAAGGGUGCAGAUGGCAUUCUUGUUCCAGGAGGGUUUGGUGAGAGAGGUGUAGAAGGGAAGAUUCUUGCAGCCAAAUAUGCAAGAGAGCAUAGAGUCCCAUUCCUCGGCAUUUGCCUCGGAAUGCAAGUUGCAGUCAUUGAAUUUGCGCGAUCUGUUCUUGGUUUCCAAGAUGCUAAUAGCACAGAAUUUGAUACUAACACUAAAAAGCCCUGUGUCAUAUUUAUGCCUGAGGGCUCAAAAACCCACAUGGGAGGCACCAUGCGUCUUGGGUCGAGGAGGACAUAUUUCCAAGUCAUGGAUUGCAAAUCUGCAAAAUUGUAUGGAAACAAAAGUUUUAUUGAUGAGAGACAUCGGCAUAGAUAUGAGGUGAAUCCUGAUAUGGUAUCUCGCCUGGAGGAAGCUGGGCUCUCAUUCACUGGCAAAGAUGAAACUGGUCAGCGAAUGGAGAUUGUUGAGUUGCCGAAUCAUCCUUACUAUAUUGGUGCUCAAUUCCAUCCUGAAUUUAAAUCAAGACCAGGAAAACCCUCUGCUUUAUUCUUGGGACUCAUAGCAGCAGCAUGUGGGCAACUAGAUGCACUCUUGCAAGGCCACAAGCUUCCCAAUGGAUUAGGCACUGGAAUUCCAAUACAGAAAGUAAACGUUUACCAAAAUGGAAACGUUGCCAAGUUCGCAAAAAUCGCUGCGGAUGGCAUAUACACGCACUACUAAAAUACUAAACUGUUGCUGCCUUUACAAAGUUCGCAGGAACAGCUUCCGAUACUUAAGUUCUAAUCUGUUGCUGCCUUUUGUUACAGGGCCUGUUUUUUUUCAUGGAGUAAUAGUUGUUCGAUCCUAUACUCUUUUGUAGUGUCUUAGGAUUGGUUUGUACAGUAAGUUGAGUAUGGGUAGUUGUCAUUAGCUUCAAGAGACUGGAUUGAACAGAGCUGGUUCCUGGUCUUUUAAACGGGACAGCUCUGUUGUAAUUUACAGUGUACCAUACUUUUCUGCUGGUGUAUUUUGCGAAGUUCUUACUUUAUAGCUAUUCUGCAAUGAGAAUUUCUUCCUUUAUGUUCA